GGUCAAGUUGUUAUAUAUUAGCCAUGAUUUCGUUGACCUGGAUACCAAAGGCCGCCCACAAGCCCUACAAUAUAUUAGUGGCUUAUAUGUCGGGAGCGCCGGUACUUUCACUUCGCGAGCGACUUAAACUCGACGAAUUCAUUGAACGGCUGUAUACCGGCCCGCAAAUAGGGUACACGUGUUAUAACAUAUUCCCGGGCACUAGUGUAGUGAGAGGUCUCACUAUAAAUGUGUUGAACACUAGUGUUGACCAGUUUUUGAACAUCCCUUACGCUGAACCCCCGGUCAGGGACCUGAGGUUCACUAAACCACAACCACUCAAAGCACCAAAAAAGGAUAUAAUCGACGGGACUAAGCCGGGAAACUCAUGCAUGCAAAUACCGGAACCCGAAACUGAGAACAGUAGGUCACCAACAGAGUCGCCACUAAAAGCCGUAAUGUUUUGGAUAUAUGGCGGCGGACUGUCAUCAGGGUCCAUUUUUGACACCCAAUAUAACGGCAGCAUUUUAGCCACAUAUGACGUGGUGUUUGUAUCGGCAAACUAUAGGUUAGGACCAUUUGGCUACUUAUAUGGUGGCGAUGUGUCGGCGCCGGGAAAUAUGGGCUUUUUUGAUCAACUAUUGGCUCUCAAAUGGGUUAGAGAAAAUAUCCACGUGUUUGGUGGGGACAGGAAUCUGAUCACUAUAUUCGGUGAGAGCGCCGGUAGUUGGUCCGUAUCGGCGCAUAUCAUAAGUCCGUUAACUCGGGGUCUAUUUAAACGGGCUAUCAUGCAAAGCGGGGCUCAUAUGUAUAGUAAGGACAGGGAUGUGAUCAGCAAGUCUGAGGCCUUAACAAAAGCCAAACAUAUGGCACAACAACUUAAUUGUAGUGAUGCUGACGAUUGGUUGCGGUGUCUGAGAGGUGUCGGCGCCCAUGAAUUCCUAAAUUUUGAGACUUCUCUGACAUUUCCGGUGUUGGGAACUGAAUACCUGACACUAUCGGCUCAACAGGCAUUUAUGGACAAUAAAUUUAACUCAGAUAUCGAUCUAAUGGCGGGCAUUAAUCGAGACGAAGGGUCAGACCUAUUGGAGGCAAUCACUCCCACCCACAUCGACAACAUGACUGUCGAAGACUUCACAAAUAACGUUUUAAAAAUCGACAAAAUCUAUCAUGGCAUUAACACCGAAAGUGUAUCCGAUUUUUACCUCCGUGGGGUAAACGUGUCUAAUCCGGGGGCCCUUCGGUGGGCUCUCUACGACUUUUUCGGUGACCUAUUCAUGAAGUGUCCGACAUAUCUGUUUGCGAAACAACUCACAACAAUGGUUCAAAUGCGACAAAACGUCUACUUUUAUGAACUCACGUACGAAAACCCAUUGUUGGCCAAAGAGUUUGGGUGCGACCCUAUAACCAUGGGCAUAUGUCACGGCAUGGACUUGUUGUUUGUAUUUGGCAUACCAUUCACUGUAGAAAAACAGUGGGCCCCUGAGGACUACCUACUA
This is a messenger RNA of Oppiella nova, 1478 nucleotides long. Lineage: Eukaryota; Metazoa; Arthropoda; Arachnida; Sarcoptiformes; Oppiidae. The record is from the annotation of a GenBank genome assembly.